Molecule: messenger RNA, 966 nt
Organism: Penicillium chermesinum
Lineage: Eukaryota; Fungi; Ascomycota; Eurotiomycetes; Eurotiales; Aspergillaceae
Product: TauD/TfdA dioxygenase family protein
Exons: 7
Coding region: 1-966 (321 amino acids)
Molecular function (GO): oxidoreductase activity
Source: RefSeq, a predicted model, not a curated record
AUGCCCCCGGGGCCCAAUGUCGUGGCGCCGAUUCAAGAAGGCUCAUUAACAAUCCGCCCGAUACUUGUAUCUGAUAGUGGCUCGUUUGGCGCCGAGGUUUCUGGGGUAGACUGGGAAAACCCAAUCUCACCUGAAACUCUGGCUCAGCUUCUUCCCCUGCAGGAUAAAUAUGCAGUCAUAGUGUUCAGAAAAACAGGGUUAGAUAACGCACGCCACAUUGCUUUUUCGCAGCAACUUGGAGAAAAAUUGGAGAUAAACCCUUUUUUCUACGGACGAGAGAAUGACCGACUUGGCGAGCCACUGCUGUUCGAUGUCGGAAACAUCCAGCGAGACGGAUCAUUGGUUCAGCCCAGCAGCCGAAGAUGGCAACACAGUCUUGGAAACGCACUCUGGCAUACGGACUCGACAUAUCAUCAACACCGAGCAAAAUACUCUCUGCUCCUGUCGCACGGAAAUCCCGUGGAAGGAGGAUCGUGGACUCACUUUGCAGACACUCGUUCAGCAUAUGCUGACCUUCCUCAGUCCAAGAAAGAUGAACUCGAGGACCUGAUCGUUGAGCAUGACCUUUGGCAUUCUCGGAAAUUGGCCUCGCCCGCAUUUUUCGGCAAUCCUCUGCCCCAUGAACUGGCAGCAAAGCCACCGGCAUAUCACAAACUAGUUCAGGUGGCUCCAGAUGGGCGGAAGACAUUGUAUCUUGCUGCUCAUGCCAAGCAAAUUCUCGGAAAGACUUUCGAGGAGAGCCAGGCGCUGAUUUGGGAGUUGAUCGGGCAUUGCACCCAACCUCAGUAUGUGUUUAGUAUGGAAUGGCUGUCAGGAGGGGAUAUGGUGUGGUGGGAUAACCGGCAAUCGAUGCAUCGUGCGAAUCCGUACAAGGAAGGCAUGACUGCUAGAGAUGUUCGCAGAUCUACUGUCUUUGACGAUGGCCCUUUUGCUCACGGCGUCGUAGAUGAAAAGCUUACCCCCUAA